Messenger RNA from Thalassophryne amazonica, 994 nucleotides. It is a transcript of the gene epgn, whose product is annotated as epithelial mitogen homolog (mouse). Bases 57 to 629 code for a protein of 190 amino acids. Gene Ontology annotation, biological process: positive regulation of mitotic nuclear division; epidermal growth factor receptor signaling pathway; positive regulation of cell population proliferation. The record is from RefSeq and is a predicted model, not a curated record. The transcript has 5 exons. Lineage: Eukaryota; Metazoa; Chordata; Actinopteri; Batrachoidiformes; Batrachoididae.
GUCCUUUUCAGUUUUCACAGUUCUUGCUUCACUGAUUGGCUGCUGACGUGUGGUUGAUGUUGAGGAGAACCGUAUAUAAUCUCAGCCAAAAGCUGCUCUUGCAACACUUUGCUGAGAGCAUCAGAGAUCACAAGAUGAAACAAACCCAGACAUACCUGACGAAGGUCAUCCUCUCAGCAGCAGCGUUGUUUCUCUUCCGAGCCACAACUGUCCGAUCUGCCACGCCGACAGCGGAACCCCAGUCCGCAGCCACACCGACUCCGUCCCUCUCCUUUGCAACCAGACAGCUCGACAACAGUACUAUGGACAAACCUCGGGUUUUACAAUCACAUAGGCCAUGUGGAAGCGACCAUGCCAACUACUGUCAUAAUGGUGGCCAGUGCAUGUAUCCCCAAGACAGCGACGGACCUUCUUGCAUCUGCGCGGCCUCGUACGGCGGGCCACGGUGCAUGUUCAUUGUGAACACCAUCUCUCAGCCCAAGAUCUACGCUGAACAACUGAUUGGCAUCGUUGUGGGCCUGGCUUUGGUCGUCUUUGCCCUCAUUUUUGUGAUUUGCUACUGUUCCUGGAAGAAAUGUAUAAAGUCAUCAAAGCUGAUCAAACCCACAUUACCAGAGAGCACAGUGUGAGUCACUGUUCACUGAAUCACUGUUCCUGGUCAUCAUCAUCUUCAUCUUCACCACUGGUCCAACUGGUUAGCAGAAAGCCAAACAUGAGCUUAACUACAGCUGGACUGGACGGCACUUAAUUUUAUUUUUAGAUCAUUUCUGAACCUGAAAUGCUGUGCAUAAAGAAAGGAAACCACAUCUUCUCAACUAAGAUCAAGCUUCAAUGUGAAACAUUCUCAGAAUAUGAAUUACUCCAAUAUGAAUUUGGCAUUUUUGUAGUUUUAAAACACGGUUGUGUGAAAAUGUUUAUUUAUUGUAACAUAGACAUUAACUUAUUUAAGUUGUUGCAUUUAUUUAAAGUUUUGUAAUAAAUUUGUAAAAAUGUA